Molecule: messenger RNA, 1555 nt
Organism: Jaminaea rosea
Lineage: Eukaryota; Fungi; Basidiomycota; Exobasidiomycetes; Microstromatales
Product: GroES-like protein
Exons: 2
Coding region: 272-1435 (387 amino acids)
Biological process (GO): D-sorbitol catabolic process
Molecular function (GO): zinc ion binding; L-iditol 2-dehydrogenase (NAD+) activity
Source: RefSeq, a predicted model, not a curated record
CCUCGUCCGACUUGACUCGUCUCCGCGCCGCGCCCCACACCCACACAGCCUGGCUGGGCGCUGUGCUCUCUCUCUUUUCCUCCCACUGGCCCCUCAAGACACGGAGAAGCGGAGAGGCGGAGCACUUUUUACUUUAUUGCCGUUGCGCACGGGCGUGACCUGACCUCGAGAAGGACACAACGAAAGGAGAGAGAGGUAUAAGAGCAAUGCUCGAGGAGAUUGAUAGAUGAUUCUUCACUUUCCCCCCGGACCCUUCAAACACUAAGGCAGCAUGACCAGUCACGUCAAUACCAACAAGGCUGCCGUCCUGCACGGUCCCAAGGACUUGCGAAUCGAGACACGCUCCCUCCCCACCACACCACCAGCAGGGCACGUCCACGUCACCGUCCUCGCCACAGGACUCUGCGGGUCCGACCUGCACUACUACCUCCACGGCCGUAACGGGGACUUCGCUUUGCGCCAUCCCAUGGCUCUGGGCCACGAGAGCGCCGGGAUCAUCAGCGCUGUUGGUCCGGAAUGCCCUGCUCAACUCAGUGUGGGUAAGCGCGUGGCGAUCGAGGCUGGCUUGUACUGCAGGGAGUGUGAGCGCUGUCAGGAGGGGAGGUAUAACCUCUGCCCCUCUAUGCGCUUUGCCAGCUCGGCAAAGACGUACCCACACCUCGAUGGGACACUACAGUCCACCCUUACAUGGCCGGCUUGGGGCGUCCACCUCCUCCCCACCUCGGUCUCGUACGAGGUCGGAGCACUAAUCGAGCCGCUCAGCGUCGUUCUCCAGGGGAUACGGCGUUGCGCCCUCGCCAAUGGGGAGCGGGUCCUCGUCACCGGGGCGGGGGCGGUCGGCCUCUUGGCGUGCGCUGCGGCGAAAGGAGCCGGGGCGAGCUACGUUGUUGCGGUGGAUAUCGAUGAGGGGAGGCUAGACUUUGCGAAGCGCAACAGCUGGGCGGACCAGACGUACACGCUGGCGAAGAGUGCGCCCCCUGUUCAGGGCGAGGAGCCGGCAGUCACGAUGGGGAAGGCACAGAGGGUUGCAAAGGAGAUGGGCGAGGCACUCUCCCUCGACUCAAGCGCCGGUGCAUUCGACGUAGUAUUUGAAUGCUCGGGCGUCCCCUCGUGCGUGCAAUUGGCGAUCUUCUCCACUCGUCCUGGAGGACGCGUAGUCCUCAUAGGUAUGGGGAGCCCCAUCCAGACUCUACCCAUAGGUGCGGCCGCGCUGAGGGAGGUGGACAUAUUGGGCGUGUUUCGCUACGCGAAUACCUACCCGCUCGCCAUGGAGAUGUUGCAGCGUGGCGAGUUGAAGGGGAUCGAGAAGGUCAUUUCGCAUAGGUACACGCUGGAGGAGGCGGGUGAGGCGUUUGAGACUUUGGCGCGAGGGAGGGGAAGGGAUGGGAGAGGGGUCACAAAGGUGUUUGUUGUGGCGGAGGAAGGGGAGGAGUGAGCGAUAGAAAGGAGCGUGGGUCAGAAGGUGAGGUGACUCGAUAUUUGCGGCGCGAUAAGAGAGAGAGAGUACACAGAUACGAAACAACACACACACAAUACCACGUCCUUACACCACGCG